Messenger RNA from Antechinus flavipes (yellow-footed antechinus), 8217 nucleotides. RefSeq names its product semaphorin 4D (gene SEMA4D). The record is from RefSeq and is a predicted model, not a curated record. Lineage: Eukaryota; Metazoa; Chordata; Mammalia; Dasyuromorphia; Dasyuridae. Gene Ontology annotation, biological process: neural crest cell migration; ossification involved in bone maturation; positive regulation of cell migration. Bases 3596 to 6154 code for a protein of 852 amino acids. The transcript is spliced from 20 exons. Gene Ontology annotation, molecular function: semaphorin receptor binding; chemorepellent activity.
UUUGCUUCUCAGACUGGGACUUUGCAUAAGGGCAAGGCUUUGUCUUUUCUGGGAGGCUUUUUGGGUUUAUCUGGUACUGGCUUGUCUAGUCUGAGAUCCUUCUGCUAUCUUCAAGUAUUGAUUCCUCUGUUCUUUAGGUUUUCUACAAACUUUGGGUAUGUGCUGGGCAGAUUAAGAGAAAAGUGUUAUUGCCCUCCUAGACUGAACUUUCCCAAGGUCAAAACUAGGUCUUAGAAUAAACAAUACAACUGCAGACUUGCUCCUGAGUGAAGCUUUAAUAGACAGUUGUUAGCCCUAGCCUUUGUCUUCUUACUGAACAACUAGGCAGGUUCAAAGUGAUAAAGAUCUAGAAUGACCCCUAGCUCCCUCUACAUACAGCCCUAAAAGCUUAGCUGUAACUCCAGGAUUAGAACUAGCAAACUGCCAGCACAUCCCUGGUCUAUAUCCAGAGUUUGAAUCUAAAAUCUCACUUCUCUAUUAGAAGAACAGAACAAUAGACCACUUCUGGUUUUUCUAGGUUUGCAUUUUAAUUGCUUUUGAAAAUCUUCAAUUAAUAUAUAUGUUAUGUUAGAGACAGAAACUUCUAAUCAACUUGAAAUUCCUUAAAGUUCGUAUUAGUUGUAUAAAGGGGUUGAUUUUGUAGAAAUCAUAGAAGAGGUUUUUCUCAGUUGCCUUUGGGUCACAUUUUCAGCAUAGAUAGUUAAAGCUGAAUGAAUUUCAGUUUCAGUGACACAAUUUGGAAGAAUGUAUCUGGGAAAAGAGGGAUUUUGUAUAUGAUGAAGCUUGAAAAUUCAGUGAAGAACUCUUAAAAUAAAGUAAGUAUAAUUGAGCUAUAGAUGUGUUUGUGCAGCACUUUCCUAGUGAGUUAGAAGUCUACCAUUAACCUAUCUUGAACACUGUGUCCACUUUGUCCGUAGCCUACAUUGUAAGGGAAAAUCCAAAUGUAUGUUUUCCAAGAGAAGAUAAAAAAUUGUGACAACUUGUUUUUUUCCCACACAUAUUAUUGUCACAAGGGGAAAUGAAACUAAGUCAGUAGCUACAAUUUUACUAUGAAUUUUGCAUUUGUCAGUGAGGUUAGGCAGACAGUUUAUUUUUAUCUGUGUUUUACACUGUCCUCUACUGCUCAUUUCCUUUUUGUUAAGACCAGAAACAAGAGGGGUUUGACUUCUUAAUGACACAAACAAAACUUAACUCAUCUUGUUUCAUUACCUCAGUGUUACUACCCUUUUGGGGGAAGGUGGAAAGAGAGAAGGAUUGAAAUCUGGAUUUUUUAUUUAAUUUGUAUAGGUGUGGCAGUUUCUCAUCCCAAAGGAGAUUAGGAAUUGUCUGUAAUUUAUCAUUGUAAAAGUAACACUGAGGGGUAAAGUGACUUAGGUCACACAGGUAGGACUAAUCAAAUUAGUCCUGAUUCUAAGUCUGUCCCCUUUAUUUAUUUAUGUUCCCCUGUCCUCUUGUUGAAUAAUACUUGAAGUGUUAGUGUUUGUAGUUUAAUGCAAAUUGCUUAAUAUUAGGACAACCAGAGUUAUUUAUACUUUGAAAUAUUAUGUAGACAAGGGACACUUUGAAUUUCUUUAAACUCUCUAAUUGUAGGAAUUUCAGACAUGUAGGAAAUGGCUUCAUAAGCACUUUUAAAAUCACACUAUAUUAACAUAACCAUUGCCUGUUUUCCCAAACAUGAAGAAUCAUAGUAUAAAAAGAACGAUUUCUAGAUAUAAAUUCAAAAAAUCCAAAUUGUUCCUAGGGACUUACUAUUUGACUGUGUUCAACUGUUGUUAAUGAUCAUGGUAGAAUGAAUUCAGGGUACUAUAUAGGCCUUCCUCAUUUUAUUUUGAGUGUAUACAUAAGCUAGCAUCUGUCUAUGGUUCCUUCCUUUCAUCAUGAAACUAGCCCAUAUUCUCUUUCAGUCCUGCUUUUAAAUGUUUAGAGAAUAGUGUUCCAUGACUCAUUGUUAAACAACACUGGUAAAAUAUUGAUAUUAAGAAUAUGAGUUUAUGUUUUAGGGAUAAGUUUGGGGUCAUCAGAGGAGCCUUGUUAAAUUAUUUAUAAUGUCAUCUUAUAUUAAGCAAAGGAAGAAAACUAAAAGAAAUAUAAUUUCCAAGACGAAAGAUAGAGGUUUUUUUCACUUUUCAUUAUUUGAAAUCAUCUAUUCCUUGGCUUCCAUAGGUUAUGAAAAUUGAGAUAAAAUGUAGUUAAUUUUAUAGGCCAAUUUAUGUCUAAACUAAAAUGUGUGAAUGGUAUCUUAUUACCCUUUUGUGAGAGGGAAAAACAGUCUUCGAUAGAAACAAGUGUAAAUUUUAAAAAUAAGAAAUGAUUAUGUUUUAGCAGUUUGCUUAAAUUGACCAGCUAAUUAAACUUAUCCAAAGCAGACUAUAGCUUUAGCUUCAGAUCAAUUAAUUGCCCAGUAGUUGGCAUUCUAUUUAGAGUAAUUUAAAAAAAAAAAAAAAAAGAAAGAAAGAAAUUGUAGGGGCAGCUACUUGGUGUAGUGGAUAGAACACUAGCCCUGAAGUCAGGAGGACCUGAGUUCAAAUCUGCCUUAGACACUUAAUACUUGCUGUGUGACCCUGGGCAAGUCACUUAACCUUGAUUGCCUCAGCCAAAAAAAAAAAAAAAAAAGAAAGAAAGAAAUUGUAUAGAAUACUGUUGUACCAAGUUAAGAUGGUUGAUAGUGUUUUUGAAACCAUUAAUCCUAUCACUGUAAUAUUUUGUGACUCUAAUGCAGACCCAGACUGUAGAAUAUGGGAUUAGCAAUUGCCUUCUAGGAACCCAAUCUGUGAACCUGAGUCCCAAAUUGGGGGAGCAGCCCAGAUGGGGCAUCAGGUGGGCAAGACAAAGUUCAGUCAUAUGUUAAAGUUUUCAACUAUUCUUCCUCAAUAAAUCUAAUUUACUUAUGGGGGAAGAAGGGGGAGAGUCUGCAUUUUUAUAAAUUACUAUUUUAAAGUGAGAAGCUUUGAACACUAGGAAAAAAGUGAAGGAAAGAAUGAGAUGAUACCCUAGUAACUUCCUCUAGAAGUUCACCCCAACCCCUGAAUUCACAUUGGAAUCAUCCUCUACCCUUUUAACUCUCUCUCUUUCUGAUUAGAUGACUCCUCCCAGAACCUCCAUUUAAGAAGGAUGCCCAAGCCAGCCAUGUCCUCAUUCCACUUCAGACUGUACUCUAGACUUUACCCUGCUCUGCUGCCAGCACCUCUAGUCCCUCUAUGGGGGAUAGUGUCUCUGACUUCAAGUCCUCCUUAGUUUUCCUCUUUGGCCUGGAACAGAAACAAAGAAUUCUAUAGCCUUUUGGAAGUGCCUGUAGCCAGCAGCGCUUCUACCCCACUGCUUCUGCACUCACCAGUUACAUUUUCUCUCAAGACCAUGGAGAAGAAUGUUUUUCAAAGACAGCAUAAUAUUUAAGAAAAAACUCAGGUGCGGAGUUUCUCUUCAUCUGUCAUGCUGGAAAAGAAGUACUCCUUCAGAAAAAUAACCUUUUGGCUACCUGAAUUUAUGAGUUUAUUUGCAUGUUAUUAAUUCUUAUGUUAUUGCAACAAUAUUCCCCUUCUGAUAUAUAAUAAGUUGAAGACAUUUGCUCCUGCUUCUGCUCAACAACUACCACUCUAUGAAGAUGCUUAAUAUGGCUUUAAAUGGAUUCUUCAUAAUUUUGGUUUUGUCAUUUGGAACAACAGUUGCUUUUGGUCCAAUACCUAGAAUCACUUGGGAGCAAAAAGAAGUACGUCUUAUACAUUUUCAUGAGCCAGGAAUCUCAAACUAUUCAACUUUGUUGCUAAGCAAAAUAAAAGACACUUUAUACAUAGGAGCCAGAGAAGUGAUUUUUGCUGUGAAUUCACUUAACAUUGCUGAAAAACAGCAUGAGGUAUACUGGAAAGUUACUGAUGAUAAAAAAGCCAAAUGUUCUGAAAAGGGCAAAUCUAAACAGACAGAGUGCCUCAACUAUAUCCGAGUCUUACAACUUCUUAAUGAUAGUGCCCUAUAUGUAUGUGGUACUAAUGCAUUUCAGCCAACUUGUGAUCAUCUGCUUUUAAAAACAUUUGAACUUGUUGGUAAAAAUGAAGAUGGUAAAGGGAGGUGUCCGUUUGAUCCAGCACAAAGCUACACAUCCGUUAUGGUUGAUGGGGAGCUGUACUCUGGAACAUCCUACAAUUUCUUGGGAAGUGAACCCAUCAUUUCUAGAAAUUCUCCUCAGAGUCCCUUGAGAACAGAAUAUGCAAUUCCUUGGCUUAAUGAACCUAGUUUUGUCUUUGCUGAUGUGAUCAGAAAAAAUCCAGAUAGCACAGAUGGAGAUGAUGACAAAAUCUAUUUCUUUUUCACGGAAGUGUCUGUGGAGUAUGAAUUUUUUGGAAAAUUGUUGAUUCCCAGGAUAGCUAGAGUGUGUAAGGGGGACCAAGGAGGCUUACGGACUUUACAGAAGAAAUGGACCUCCUUCCUAAAAGCCAGAUUAAUCUGUUCCUUACCAGAGAAAAACUUUAUCUUCAAUGUGAUCAAUGAUGUUUUUAUUCUCAAAUCUCCAGAUUUAAAAGAACCAAUAUUUUAUGCAGUUUUCAGUCCACAAUUGAAUAAUGUGGGUCUGUCAGCAGUAUGUGCAUACAACAUGUCCCUUGUGGAAGAAGUUUUCUCCAAAGGAAAAUACAUGCAGAGUGCCACUGUGGAACAGUCCCAUACAAAGUGGGUUCGUUACAGUGGAGAAAUUCCCAAACCUCGACCAGGCGCGUGCAUCAACAAUGAAGCAAGAGCAGCCAACUACAGUAGCUCCUUGAACUUGCCAGACAAAACACUUCAAUUUGUGAAAGAUCAUCCUUUAAUGGAUGACUCUGUGUUUCCAAUAACAAAUAGACCCAGACUUAUAAAAAGAGAUGUGAAUUAUACACAAAUUGUGGUUGAUAGGAUCCAGGCACUUGACAAAACAGUAUAUGAUGUCAUGUUCAUUAGCACAGACACAGGGGCUUUGCACAAAGCAGUCAGCUCUGAAAAUGGUAUGCAUAUCAUUGAGGAAACUCAACUUUUCCAAGAUUUUGAACCAGUUCAGACUCUUCUGCUCUCCUCUAAGAAGGGCAAAAGAUUUAUCUAUGCUGGUUCCAAUUCUGGUGUGGUUCAGUCUCCUGUUGCUUUUUGUGAAAAACACAGCACAUGUGUAGAUUGUGUGCUAGCCAGGGAUCCCUAUUGUGCUUGGAAUCCACGAAAAGCCUCAUGUGUUGAUAUCUUCAAAGAACAUGGCAGCAACAGCAGUCUGAUUCAAAAAAUGAAUGGUGACGCAUCCUCGUGCACUGAUAAAGGUGAAAAAGUAAAAGAAAAUUACCUGCUGCAUUUUGGAGGCACAGCAGAACUAAAGUGUUCUCAAAAGUCCAAUUUGGCCCAAGUAAUUUGGAAGUUCCAGAAUGGUGUACUAAAGGUGGAGAGCCCUAAGUACCGCCUUGUGGGAAAGGCCUUGCUCAUAUUCAACUUAUCAGAAGGGGACAGUGGGGUUUAUCAGUGUUUAUCUGAAGAAAAGGUGAAGAAUAAGAAAUUCUCUCAAGUGAUUGCUAAGCAUGUUUUGGAGGUGAAAAAGAUCUCCCACACUACUACUGUGAGCCCUACUUUGACAGCAGCACAAACAGAAGCCUCAUCUCCUAUACCUUUCCCUCCUACUGGUACCUCCUUUUUGUCCUGUGUGGGGACUGGCUCACCUUCAUCCACCAGCACCCAGUUUGAUAUGGGCUCUGGCACAGAAAGCCCAGGGGUUACGUUGUUGCCGCCUUUCCUAAGUGACCAGUCACAGCAUGUUAACGUCCAUGGGACCUUUCACCUCAUCUGUCAGGCAACUGGUCCCAGUGAUGUGCAUGUUAUUUGGGAGAAGAAUGGACAAAAAAUAGAUGUGUGUGUCUCUGUUCAGACUCACAUACUGCCUGAUGGCAAAGUAUACUUAUUUAGUUGGGUCAAAGACACACUAAGAGAAAGUUCGGAGUAUUGUUGUUCUUUUUUCUCUAAGACAGGAAAUAAGGCCUCCAAAGCAUGGAUCACCGUGGACAGACAAGAGGCCACUCAUCAAGAAAGCUGGACUAGAGAGCUCAAUAAUUGGAAGACUGUGGUUAAUGAGCAUGACCAAAUGAUGCAGAACUGGAAAAAAGCAUGGGAAAGCUGUAAUGAGGAGACCUAUUUAAACAAGAGGCUGGAGAAAAACUGAUGAAAAACCAUGGAAAUUAAAGUUGCUUCUAUUCCAACUAUACUUCAAGGAAGAUUCACAUAUCUUAAAGCUGGAAGUCAGUUCUUCAAAAGCAGCUGAUGAGAAUGGAAAAAUUAGACAAAGAUUUUUGUGACUAUUUUGAAAGUUCUUCAAAAAUCAAACCAAACCAAACCCAGCUACUAAUGAGCUAUUCACAGUUGGAACACUAGUUUCUCUUGAGGCAUGGAAAUUCAUGUUGUGUUCACUAAUACAGGAACAUACAUAUAAUCCCAUCAUGAUUUAUUUUGGAAAAUGAAGGUGGACAAUGUGACUACUUGUACACAGGCCAAAGAGAAUCAAUAUGAUCUUUUGUUGCAAGUUCUUAGUCAAAAUGAUUUGAGGCUAUCUAUAGUUAAGGCUGAUCAAUAAAUGUAAAGUAUCUAAAUAUAUUUUAAUUAGUUUUUUAAAAAAUUCUUUUCCUCCACAAAACUAAUCUUUAAUUUGUUUGGAAAAGUAUUCCUUUUUCUUUCCAGCUCAGAAGCAGCUAGGGGGUAUGGUGAUUAUAGAGCUGAAAUCCUACAUUUACUGUAUGUCUGUAGGUAAGUCAUUUAAUAUCGCUCAGUCUCACCUUCCUAAUCUGUAAAAUGGAGAUAACAAUGUCAUCUGCCUCAAAGAGGUCAAUUGGGAUAAUACACAUACAACACCACCUUAAAAUCAUUCUAUACCUAUUAUUAGUAUUGCCAGGGAAAAAAGAUAAAGAAUAAGGAUGAUAUCAUAAAAGCCUAUUUUUGACCAGGCUUGUGGUUCAUUAUCUAGCUUUUAUAACUUCCAUUCAUAUCGCUACAAUUUUUAUUCAUCCAAUUCUCUUAGAUUUGGGAAAGUAAAAUUUUAUAAUUAGUGUUUCUGUUGAAACAAAUCUCUGGUUGAGGUUAGUGAAUGAACUGAGGAAAAGGAUUCUAAUUUAUUCAUUCAAAUUAUUCUUGAUUCCAUUAUUAGGAAUAAGCAAGUUACUAUGAUCUAUUUCUAUACUGUCUUGUAAUAGAUGAUGAUUUAUGCCUUCAUAAAAGUCUGUGCUUCACUUAGUAUUAUUUUUAAUCAUGGAAGUCUUUUACAUAGCAAUCUUUAACAGUUUGUGUUUUCUUAUAUUUCAGUUUUUAGUGAACCAUUUAUGGAUAUAAGCCUGUGCACAUACCUUAAAAAGAUAAAAGUGACAAGAUUUUUAUUGUUAAAAUUUAAGUUUCAUAUUAGGAUUCUAAUUUAAUCCCAAAUGGUCCAUUUUUUGUUUGGUAUUAGAACAUCUUAAACAAGUCUAGUAAAGAAUUUGUGUUUGUGUUAAAUGAAAGGUAUUUUUCACUAUAUAAUUCAAAUUCUCUAGUGCUUGAUCGUAGUUCUUAAUAUUCCCAUACUGUUUUAUUUUAGUUUUAUAUAAAUUCAGAACAAUGAGUUUCAAAAGCAUUUUUAUAGAAGUGGCAUAGCGGUUUUUUUUCUGUUAGCUUUAGUUUACUAAGACAUUUAAUUUGUCCAACAAUGAACAGAGUACUGUAUCAGAACAUGUCACGUUACUAAUAGGAUUAAAUAUUUUAUCCAAAGUGUAAACCAUGAUUUAACUCUAGGUUAGCUACCUGUGUUGUGUGUCAGUGCUCAGAUCCUCACACUACCAGCCUUGACUGAAUCAAGAUUUAAUGAUAUGUUUAGUCCAGGAGCAACUGUGUAACAGGCUUAUGUUAUAACCCUUUUGGGUCUUCUGUCAAAAGAUUUACAGGAGUUCCUGUAGUUUUUACUAUGGGUAUGGAGCAGAAUGUAGGAUAUAUGACAAGCAAAUUAAUGAUUUUCUGUAAAGAAUCAACCUUUUUUUUUUUUUAAACCAUAAAAUUUAUCAUGAUAGAAUUGUCUAUGUGUACUUUAUACACUAGGAAAAAUAACAUUUAGCUUACUAAAUUAUAUGUAUCUGCUUUGGUUUCAUUUGUAAAGAUUACUGUUUGGUACGCUGUAUUGUUACAAGUGAAAAAAAUUAGAUCACCUCUUGUUACAUGCAUUUAUUUUUUAUAGAAAGCUGUACCCAUUAUAUAUCUUAAUGAAAUUAA